Pomacea canaliculata is the source of this 3639-nucleotide messenger RNA. RefSeq names its product glutamate-rich protein 2-like. The record is from RefSeq and is a predicted model, not a curated record. The coding region runs from base 34 to 960 and encodes 308 amino acids. Lineage: Eukaryota; Metazoa; Mollusca; Gastropoda; Architaenioglossa; Ampullariidae. The transcript has 11 exons.
GCCAUUUUUAAACAAGAUGGACGCUGCUAACCGAUGUCUAUGUUGAUAUGGGAUUUAGAUCAGCUUCCAAGUGAAAUGUCGGCAAAGAAUAAACCACUAUCAAAGCAAACAUAUGAAGCUGCCAGGGAUGAGGAGAAAAGGGGGAAUGAUGAUAUAUCUGUCAAAUAUCCAAGACCUGGGUCUGGGCAUUUAAAACAGUCACGUGCUUUGAGUUCACUUAGUAUGGAAAUAUUAGUUCCAGCAGGUGGUGAUCUUUGGCCUUCAUCUGGUCCGAGUUCCCCUCAGAAUAGAUUAGAUCCUAGGUCAAAGUCAAAUAUUGGGCAGGCACCUCCAAGGGCUGAUUCUAUUCCAAGAGUGGGAACGCCAACAAAAUACAUUACCCUCACUGCAGUGAAACGAAAACAAGAAAGCGAGACACCUUUUAGGCCAGAACUGGAUUGGCGGGAGUUUACACACAGCACACAACAGGCAGUGGAUGGUGCCAACUCCAAGACACAAACCAUUUCAUCUGCAAGGUGUCGGUAUACUGAGGAUGAGAAAUCAGCUCCAGAUAGCAACUUGCAAGUGGACAGGAUGAGCACCAACCCAAAGAUGCUAACAUCUUUAACAUCAGACAGCCAAAGUCUGAAUGCUGAUAAUCAAUUUAGCACUAGCAAGUUCUGUGAUGAGAGCUCUGAUGACGGUGAUGUUAAUAACGAUGUUGCUGAUAAUGACCGUGAAGAAAAAGAGAUGCAGAAAGCACCGAAUGAGCUGUUACUAGAGUUUUUGCAGUGUCUGAUGAAAAAGGAUUAUGUCACUGCAGAGAAGUUGUGCAGAAUGAUCCUAAUCUUUGAGCCAGACAACCCAGAGGCCUUGAAGUUUCAUCCCAUCAUUUUAGAGAAGAUUAAGCUGGAUAGAUCAAGUGCAUCUGAAGAUGAUGACAUUGGUGAUGAUGACAGCAGUGAUGAUGAUGACGGAUGACAGCAGUGAUGAUGAUGACAGCAAAGACACAAGGUGAUAUUUCUUGAGACUUUCGAGGGGAGGGGAGGGUGGGGGUUAAGCCUUUGAAAUCCAAACUCAGAUGAUUUUGAAGCAAGUGCGUGAUAUAGAAAAAAAUGGGAAUGUGUAGUUGUAAUGGUUGUUAGUGUCCAGUACUGAUGUCAUCUUCUCAGAUUAUAAUAAAGGCUGAUAGUGAUGAGUGACUGACAAGCUGGCAAUAUCAGCAUGCUGGUGUCCAUCAUGUAUGUUCUCACACUGGUGGCCAGUCUGAGAGCCUGCAACUCAUCAUUGCUACCUGCUAUCAUGCUAUAUGGAAGAUUAGCAAUCUUUCCCUGAUGGACACAGUGUGGUGUUAAAGUAGUGUAUUUCACAUGAUUCUCCUGAACAGCUUCAGGGUCAAAGGUCAUGUUUGGGAGAGUACCACUGUUGCAGGAUAGCACAUUUCCACUGAGCAGAACAGAGCUUCCACAGUCGGUGUUUUGGACUGUCCUGUCUUCAGUGUUGAAUUUCUGUAUCACAUGCCACAAAACCUUGUGCCCAACCCUGUUGAAGGCCUUCUUGAAAUGGUGCUGAUCUUUACCUUGCUGAAGGUGUUUUUUUGAUCAGAGUGUGACUGUUGAAGAAUUGUUCAACCGCGCUCCUGCUGGCUCACUCUUCUGAGAACAGUUCCUUUGUCAUCUGUGUGAGAUGAUUUUGUAUCACCUUCAGCAUAACUUUGCUUCGGUGCCUGAUCAAAUUUAUCGUCACAUGGUAGUUCUGGCACUGCCUUGGGUUCCCUCUUUUUGGCAGGGGUAUGACCAGUGACUGUGUCCGUUCUUUCAGCCACUGCUUGGUCUCCCAAAUUUUGCAACACAGGUCAGUACCUUCACUGUCUCUUCCCCUCCACGUUUUUGCAAAUUUAAGCAACUCCAUUAGGACAUUGUCAAACCCUGGAGACUUCACACCCUUCAGGCUGAGGCUGGCCUAAAAAUUUCUCUCAUAAGAGCAAAACAAUGGUGAAUGCUAUCAGAUAAGGUAAGGCAGAUAUCCAGUUGAAUGGUAUGCAAGUUGAGGAAGUACAGAGUUUCAAGUAUCUGGGUGUGACGCUCUCCAAGGAUGGCAGUUGCAUGGCAGAUAUUUGUCAAUGAAUCACAGCAGCAAUGGCAAGGCUGAACAAGAUCUGGGACAGCAUGAGUACAAUCUUAAAGACGAAAUUCAAACUAUACAGGGCUGAGAAAUGCGAGCCCUGUGUCCGAAAUGGAGAAGAUGAUUCAGGCAUUUGACAUGAAAUGCUUCUGGAGACUGCUCUGAAUAGCCGCUACCCUAGUUGGUCCCCAGAACCUCUGCUUGCCACUGUCAAGCAUCGAAAACUGGUUUAGUUUGGGUAUGCCACUAGGCAUGACGCACUACGGAAGAUAGUCCUCCAGGCACAUAUGGAAGAUGUUGACAGCAAACAAAAAAGUGUUGACUAACAAACAUCAAGGGGUGGACAGGCUGCCAAAUGGGAGACCUACUAAAAAGGGCACAGAAUAAGCCCCUCUGGUGUGCCUUCACCAUUGGUGUGUCUCACCGUGUCCCCUUCUCCCCUAAUGACGCAUAUGAGAGAUUUGUAUAGCUUAUUUGUUAGCUUAUUAUUAUUUGGAAUAACUGUCUGCUUCUUCUGUGCAGUUCAGAGUCUUCAGACGAGGACAACAGUAGUAGUGACGAGUCUUUCAUUGAUAGUGUUCCUCGACCUGACUCUGGUAUUGGUAUGUGAUGGCCCACUUCAGAGGCAGUUUCCUGCAUGCGUGCUGAUGCUUAUGUGGCAACUCUUGUCAAGUCAACAAUGAUCUGUAGUGGCAAGCAUGUCUGACAUGUCAAACACUUCCUGUAUACAGCUGGACUCUGGCACCAUCAGCUGCAGAUACAGUUGUACAGCAUGCUCAUCUCAGGAUACUGGUUGUAAGUGCUGCUGAACUGCACAGUUUGUGAUGCUGUCAGUUGUAUCCAAGAUCCCUAUAGGAGACACUGCAGAUAUUAGGUGCCUAAAUGGAUACGAGUUUGGUCACACAUUUCAUGGCUAGCAUGUAGAAUACCUGAACAGUUAGGCACUUUCCCAACAAAUUUUGUCACAUAGAGUUGACUUUUUAGUAAACUUUGUUGUACUAAGCCUAGGAAAUUGACUAACCACAAAUUGUGUCCUUGUGCAUUUAACUCCAGCUGCUGCCCAACACGUAAUCCAAGAAGGCACCAUGAGGCACCAACAUCUUCCCAUAAUUGCCUAAAGGUUGAAGUUGUACUUCCAUUAAAUGGGGUAUACUGGCAAAAGUACACAGGCCUGGUAUGUGCACUAUCUGUGAAAAUGGCCCUUUGUAAAGUUAUGUAUAAGUCAGGUGCUCAUCACCCAGGCAACGAAAGUAAUACCUAAGAAAUUAUCACCUUAAACUCCAGUGUGUUUCACUUAUCCAGACACAUCAGCUGACAGCAAGUGAAGGAUGCCAGGUGUCUUCAUUUCAGCAAUAUAAUGGUGGCCACAAGUCUCCCCGUUUCAAGGGAACAACAGAAAACUUGAGUGCUAAAUAUCUCAGACUUCACUAUACUUAAUACUUUUGGACUUGAUUUGGUUUAAGUGCAAAGAUAACCAACUGGAGGACCAAAUGUUGACUGAAUGUGUAAGCUAGUUUGUUCAAUGUUAAAUUUUUU